AUGCGUUCUCAUUAUCAGGAGAGAACAGCAACCGAACUAUAUCAUCAGUUGAGCUCAACUGUACAACAGCCAAAGGAAAACCCUCAAGAAUUCUUGAUCCGCCUUCUCGAUUUGAAACAGAAGAUCUUGUUUGCAUCUCAAGAAACUGACUCGGACCUGAAAUAUGAUCCUACCUUAGUACAUGGCAUGUUUGUCCAUAGCUUUUCCCUUGGCCUGCAAAGUGAGAAUAUCAAGAUCGAAAUGAAGCCUUACUUGGAAAAGAAAUUUAUAAGCGAUGAAGAACUAUUCGAGAAAUUAAAUGUGUGUUUCAGUGACGAACUGGAGCGAUCACAGAAAUUCGGUUCACAGCUAACCCCCCAAGGUAAAUGCUGUUCAAAAGGGAGGGGACAAGCAGGAGACAAAGAAUAAUGGGGUGGAGGAAGGUCUCAUGAAAGAACUAAGGAGCUCAAGGCAGAAGUGGCCGCAGUCAAAAGAGAGUUCGGGCCCCACUCCGGGCUCAAACCCCCCUCACACAACAGCCUAUGAGACAACCCCACUGUGUAGGACCUGCCAACAAAGUGGGAAUGGAUGGCCGUGCAACCAUUGCUUCAGGUGUGGGGGCGAGGGCCAUUAUGUACGCGAGUGUAAUGCCCAAUUCAGCCGACGCUCUCCGGCAGAAUCUCAGGGAAUGGCCAGAGGUCACGCCCAUGGGACAGGGUGUGACCAGGCAAGAAAAUCAGUCCCGUUACGUGCAGUGUGGAAAACAAAGCACAGACCAUGUACCACUUAACCGCUGCGGAGCCUGUAAGAUCAAUAGAUAUUAUUCAAAAGAAUGUCAAGUAAAAUACAGAACUGUGCAUAAACCAGUUUGCAUGGCUAUACAGGAACUUGAGAAACAGAAAGCAGCCGGAGAUGAUGGCGAUGAUUUGAACACGACGUUUCUCUGCCACCUGACGCCAAGGCAGCAGCUCGGACUGACAAAAAUCGUGGGACGGAGGUGCGUGGUAAAAUGCCUAAUUCAAGGAAAGGAAGUGGAGGCAUUAUGGGAUACAGGUUCCCAGGUUUGUGUUGUGUCAAGGAAGUGGCAACAAACUCACUUACCGCUGGAGGUGUUAAGAAAUGUUGAAGAGUUGUUGGGAGCAGGAGAAGAGUUGAAUUUGGAAGCGAUGAAUGGGACAAACAUUCCAUUUGACGGUUGGAUUGAGGUCGGGUUUAAGUUGGCUGGAGAUGAUACAACUGCUCAUGAGCUGACAGUUCCAGUACUGGUGGGACAAAAGGAACAAGAGUACCCAAUCAUUGGCUUCAAUGUUAUAGAAGAAGUCCUCGCUCAACAUGGUGGAAACCACCAAGCGGCAAGUAACAUCAUUCAGCAGUCAUUCCUUCAAUUCAUCAUACUCGCGUAG
Messenger RNA from Pocillopora meandrina, 1382 nucleotides. NCBI's taxonomy places the organism in Eukaryota, Metazoa, Cnidaria, Anthozoa, Scleractinia, Pocilloporidae. The record is from the annotation of a GenBank genome assembly.